AAUUGAGUAGCCUGUCUUAUCUAUAAUCAUAAUUCGUGAUUUGUAGAUAAUAUAAUUUUCUAAUAACAAGUUUAUCAUUAUAAAUGCAUUAUGAUAACACGAAAUGAGAUGUCAUAAUCAAAAUAUGUACUAUGGAGUGUACCUGUAUUAAAGACUUGAGCCUUAUACUAAAAUAUGGUAAUAACUUACUAUUGUUCUUAGUAAAUACUUAAAGGAACUGCUUGCUCAUAAGUUUUAGCGAUAAGUAAGGUUAUAAUUACAGUCAAUUAUGUCCGAUGAGAAAGAAGAAUGUGAAUUAGAAGAAAUUGUAAUUCCUGAUGAAAACUCUAAACAAGUUAAACAAAAUUCUCACAUUGAUACAACUCCUCCUAUUACACCUAAACCACCACCUCGAAUUCAUUCUCAAUCAGAAGUAAAAAAUAAUACAUAUAGUAUAAGUAAUAAGUCACUAUCUAUUGAUAGUCAAAAAAAUGAGGUUCAUAGAUCAACAACAAAAAUAUCUAGUACAUCAUCAUUACUUCAAGAUAAAGCACUAAGUUAUGUGAACAAAGAUAAUCUUAGUAAUGCUAGAUUGACAUAUGUUAAUGAAAGACUAGGCCGCAGCUCGCUGCAUGAUUAUAAACCUCCAAGGCCACCACCUCCAAAUUUCAAUAAAUUGCAAAAUAAAAAAGUAUCAUAUGAUCAAACAAUGGAUAGAAGUUGUCUACAUCAUUGUUUUUUAUCAGAUGUGACAGAUGUGAGACAAAUGGAACAAGCACUUCAACAACUCCUUGAAGACUUUCAUUCAGGAAAAUUGCGAGCAUUUGGUAAGGAUUGUAGUAUGGAACAAAUGACAGCUAUACGCGAACAACAAGAACACUUAGCAUGGCUUCAUUUUGAACUAGGUGUCAGGCAAGAUGGAUCCUCACCACUUAGUGAACAAGGAAUCAUUAAUGGAUCCGAAAAUAUGCAUUCUUUAAUGGCUAGCUUAGAACAGCUUUCCUUAUCAAUUGAAAAACUGCAUUCAUUUAGUAAUUCUACUUCAGAGUAAAAAUAAUUGAGUAAAUAUUUAUAACAAAGUACUUUAUACCAUUCCAAGAACAAUUUGCAUUAUUAUUAAAAUAAUAUAUAUUGUCAUUAAAAUUUGUAAAAUUAACUGUUAAUUAUAACUUCAUGUAUAUUUAAAUAUGUAAU
This is a messenger RNA of Daktulosphaira vitifoliae (grape phylloxera), 1173 nucleotides long. RefSeq lists its product as uncharacterized. The coding region runs from base 269 to 1030 and encodes 253 amino acids. The transcript has 5 exons. Lineage: Eukaryota; Metazoa; Arthropoda; Insecta; Hemiptera; Phylloxeridae. The record is from RefSeq and is a predicted model, not a curated record.